Molecule: messenger RNA, 2199 nt
Organism: Helicoverpa armigera (cotton bollworm)
Lineage: Eukaryota; Metazoa; Arthropoda; Insecta; Lepidoptera; Noctuidae
Gene: Eb1
Product: microtubule-associated protein RP/EB family member 1
Exons: 6
Coding region: 161-1000 (279 amino acids)
Biological process (GO): protein localization to microtubule; spindle assembly; regulation of microtubule polymerization or depolymerization
Cellular component (GO): microtubule organizing center; spindle midzone; microtubule plus-end
Molecular function (GO): microtubule plus-end binding
Source: RefSeq, a predicted model, not a curated record
GCGGCGCUACGGAUUUUUGAUGAGUCGUCUCGUCCCCUGUCAUAUUAUUAUCACCACAUCCGCUGAAGGCGACGUUUACUGUUAUUUUCUAUAUUUAAAGUAUCGAAACAUAUCGGAAAUAGUUUAGAAAGUGUUCAACGCAAGUAUUGGAAUAGUGAAGAUGGCAGUGAACGUGUAUUCAACGAAUGUGACUUCUGAGAAUUUGUCCCGACAUGAUAUGUUGGCGUGGGUGAACGACUGCCUGCAGUCGAACUUCGCGAAGAUUGAGGAACUGUGCACAGGCGCCGCUUACUGUCAGUUCAUGGACAUGUUGUUCCCGAACAGUGUGCCCAUGAAAAGAAUUAAGUUCAAAACAAACCUAGAACAUGAAUACAUACAAAACUUCAAAAUACUACAAGCUGGUUUCAAAAAAAUGGGAGUUGAUAAGGUAAUACCAGUGGACAAGCUGAUAAAAGGAAGGUUCCAAGACAAUUUUGAGUUCUUACAAUGGUUUAAAAAGUUUUUUGAUGCCAAUUAUGACGGGAGGGAGUAUGACGCAUUUGAGGCCCGUGGUGGCAUCACCAUCGGGUCGGGGGCAUGUGAAUCUGGAGUGCCUUUGUGUGGUGCAGUUCAGGCGCCACCGCCGCCCAGGGCCGCCGCGCGCCGCCCUGCGCCCAUGCACCACUCCGGCAUUGGCAAAGCAAACAGCACAGUGAGGUCUCCUCCAGUUAACUUAUCUAGGAUAAAUCAAAGUGCUAAGGGGGACUCCAAAGUUAUUGACGAGUUAAAUCAUCAGAUAAAUGAAUUGAAAGCAACAGUUGAUGGCCUCGAGAAAGAAAGGGACUUCUACUUUGGCAAGCUCCGGGAUAUAGAGGUGAUCUGUCAAGAGAUGGAAGAACAGCAAAAUGCUCCAAUUGUGCAGAAGAUUUUGGAUAUUUUAUAUGCAACUGAGGACGGAUUCGCGCCUCCAGAGGAAAUAGACGGCGACAACCCACACCCGCCCGAAGAAGACGAAUAUUGAAAUAUCAAUGUAUCUACGCGUAUCAUAGUGCUCUUUGUAUAUUACAUAUAUCAAAUCGAAAUUAUCUCGCUUUACAAUCAUCGACAGUAUCGAGUGCUUAGUAUUUCACAGCCAAUGAGUCGUAAUUGAAUCAUGUAGGUUAAAUGUUUGGAAACAGUGGCCCUAAAAUGGCUUAACAUAGCUCAAGUUCACUUAAUACCUACACACUAGAUGUAAAUGUAUAAUAAAUAUGUUACAGUAUACUAACGAGGCUUGUACAUUAUUACUGCUACUUGUUGUACAAAUGCAAUAUAUUUUAGGCAAUAUUCCUUGAGAUUAGUUCAAUAAAUAAUAUUUAACACUUGUUUGUGUGUGUUGUCCUAUUAAAUAUUAUUGUGUGGAUUUAUAUUUACUGUCUCGCAUCAUUAUCAUAAAGUGCAUGCUGUCAUGUACACGCUCUGUAAUUCAUUAUUAUACAUGUUCACGUGGCUGUGUCAUAUCUAAGUGCAUUCCUUGACUUUGUUUCUUGACAGAAGUUAUUUCUAAUUCUGUAUGCUCUUCCUAUGGAGUAACCCAAUUACUGUGUAUUUUAAAGCUGUAUGGUAUGAAGUUUGACUGUGGAAUGUAAGAAAAGCUAUAUUCGACAUCAUUUUUGGGCCACUGGUGCCUAUAUAAAUGUGCAUUUAAUAGGUUGUUAAAUUAUUGGAAGAGAUUUACUGUUAAUUGUUUAAUUCUGUUAUAAUACUGACACAGUUGGGUCAAAUUGUAAUAUUUGGUUCUAAAUUAUAUAAUUUUUAUACAAUUGGAAUAACAAGUGAAUAAGUAUUAGAUCUGAAAGUAACUAACAAAAUUAAACGUGAUUAUAAUUAUUGUAAUCAUGAAUUGGUUCCAGGUAGUGUGAUAUUUACAUGACCAUGAUUUAGGUUAAUCAAAAUACAAGACUUAAACUUGAAUUUUUGCACUAUUAUAACUAACUAUAAGAAGUAUACUAAUAACAUUAUAAUUCAACAUAUUUUUAUUUAGUAGAUUAUUACAUCCUAGACGCGUCGAAGAAACUAACGACUUGUUGGCGUAAAAAAGAUGUUAUUCGCUGGUUAAGAUAAAUAGAUAAUUAAUUUAUUUACUUUAGCAUUCAUAAAUUGCCUUAACAGCAAAUAUUAAUUGCCUCUGGUUUUCAGAUUGUGAAUGUCUUAUCGAAUAAAAUAAUAACUUUAUUAAAA